AUGUUUAAUACACACCAAGGAAAUCGGUGCCCUAGCGUUGCCCGCCGGCAACCGGCGGAGGAACUGGGGCGUUCAUCACCGGCAGCAACAACAACAACAGGCGUCAUAGCCACUGUUGCUGAACCACCGGAGCAACGAGCGACGGACGCCCCCUCUGCGAGGGGCGCAGGAACGCCCGGUAAGGACAAGGCGGCCGGCGGAGCCUUGCCGUGGUCGCGGCGGUCGCCUACAACCUCCGGCGCGAGUGACGCCGACAAUGUCCUCGGGAGGCUCCGUGUCUCAGCGGGGGAAGGGGGGCGGGAGACCAUGCAGGAGGCGGAGGCCCGCGCAAGGAGAUACGUGCGGGACAAGCUGGCCGGAGACGGGGCGGGAGUGGCGGAGUUUGUCGCGCCACCGGAAUCGCCGAAAGCGAAAGCGGCAAGAGGUCGGGCCUUCGGAGGAGAGAGAAAACCUGCACCGUCGGCGAGAACGGGGGAGGGCUCAGGGCCGGGACAAACGACGCCGCCGGCGAAGGUUGAGAGCCAACCACCGUCGUCGUCGUCGGCGGCGGCGGCGGGUGAUAUGUGCGACGAGGGCGAGGCCGGGGGGGGGGGCGCGGAGGGCAGCGACAACCCUUUCGUGGUGGGGGGUGAUACCAGAUACGACGAGGCUCCCGUGGGACCGAUCGGAGAGGCGGAUGAUGACCCUUUCGAGGCGCCCUUCUACCCCUUCGACGAUGACGGACCGCCAUUGAAUGGUCGAGCCUUCCAGUAG
Ectocarpus sp. CCAP 1310/34 is the source of this 753-nucleotide messenger RNA. The record is from the annotation of a GenBank genome assembly. Lineage: Eukaryota; Phaeophyceae; Ectocarpales; Ectocarpaceae.